AUGUUGAAAGUAAAAUUAAUUUCAUUUGUUCUACUCUUGUUAAACAUUUUCACUCUCGUCUAUUCUAUCGGUACUAAUCGAACAUAUUUAAUCAAAAAGGAUUUCCUCAGUGGUCUCAAAGGCGGAGAAUUCUCUGUUUAUGACUCUACCGGUAAAAUUCGUCAAUAUCGUAUGGAAUCCAAAUUCGGUGCCACCCAUGAUGUUCGAAUAUAUUCAUUGCCAUCAAAAACACUUCUCGCACGAUUGAAAGCAAAGUUUACAGCAGCUAUGUAUAAAGCAACAGUUAGCAUUCUUGUAAAUGAAAAACGCAAUGAAUGGAGUAAUGGAACCAUUGAACAAAACUUUAAAUUAGUCGGAAAUAAAUUUACAAUUAUAUGGAAUGAUAAUCGAAUUCUGAUGGAAGGAACAGUAGCAUCGUUGAACACACAAUUUAUCGAAGAACCACUAGGAACUGUUUUAGCCAAAUUCCGAAAACGUGUCUCGUCAUUGUUUUGGAGAAAUAAAUAUGAUCUACAGGUGUUAACUGACAAGUAUCCAGAUACACUUUUCUUUCUUGGUGUAGCAGCAAGAGACCAUAGCAACAAGAAGAUUCAUCGUGGAUAA
Molecule: messenger RNA, 603 nt
Organism: Adineta ricciae
Lineage: Eukaryota; Metazoa; Rotifera; Eurotatoria; Adinetida; Adinetidae
Source: the annotation of a GenBank genome assembly